AUGGAAAGCAAGGAAACCCAGUUCGAGUCAUCUUCAGAGGAGAAGAGUGUGAGUGUGCACGAGACAGAGAAUCAGAGUGAGAACGAAAGCCAGAGGUUACAAUCGGAGGCUCUGGCGAAAGCACUAUCUUCGACGCUCACGACCGUCAUUAAAGAGUUCGAUUCAAAAGCUCAGCAAACCUCCACAAGCCAAGACCACCUCUCUCAAUCGCUCGAUCGCCUUACCCGCGAACUUGAUAAGUUGCUAGAAGAUGCGCCGCUGCCGUUCAUAAUGCAGCACGCGGCCAAGAUUUCUGUCGUUCGAAAGAGAGUUUCGUCGUUGAAUUCGGUUUUGAAGUCAGUACAGCGCCGUCUUGACAAUAUAGACCGCAUGCUGUCUGUUGGCGUCUCACACCAACAUCAACAUCAACAACAUGAUAAGGCAACCACAGAACAUUCAGGGCUACAGUAA
Molecule: messenger RNA, 450 nt
Organism: Prunus armeniaca (apricot)
Lineage: Eukaryota; Viridiplantae; Streptophyta; Magnoliopsida; Rosales; Rosaceae
Source: the annotation of a GenBank genome assembly